AUGUGCCACUUUCAGGUCUCCUCACACUGCUGGUGGGUUCCAUUUUGUCAUAGGGUGCUGGCAGAUUACGGGCCUCCCAUUGCUGCUGCCAGGCCCGUAAUCUGCCAUGGGCCCCUGUACCGCCUCCUCAUGCUGCUGCCAGGUCCAGAGUGUCUCAUGGGUCCCUGUACGGCCUCCCAUUGCUGCUGUCUCCAUCGCCACACUCUGCCAUGUGCCACUUUCAGGUCUCCUCACACUGCUGGUGGGUUCCAUUUUGUCAUAGGGUGCUGUAUGGCCUCCCAUUGCUGCUGCCUCCACCGCCACACUGUGGCUCCACACUCUGGUUUUGGCCCCGUGACUGCCCAAAUGAGUGAAGUGUGCGGUGAUUCUAAGAUCGACGGCACUCAUCUGCAUGUCAUACUG
Staurois parvus is the source of this 402-nucleotide messenger RNA. The record is from the annotation of a GenBank genome assembly. Lineage: Eukaryota; Metazoa; Chordata; Amphibia; Anura; Ranidae.